Molecule: messenger RNA, 760 nt
Organism: Amaranthus tricolor (Joseph's coat)
Lineage: Eukaryota; Viridiplantae; Streptophyta; Magnoliopsida; Caryophyllales; Amaranthaceae
Product: probable receptor-like protein kinase At1g30570
Exons: 1
Coding region: 107-757 (216 amino acids)
Biological process (GO): protein autophosphorylation
Cellular component (GO): plasmodesma; plasma membrane
Molecular function (GO): ATP binding; transmembrane receptor protein tyrosine kinase activity
Source: RefSeq, a predicted model, not a curated record
UAAAGUUUACAAGGGUUCAAUAGAUGAUGGAGCCACUAUUGUGGCCAUAAAACGUCUUACGACAACAUCGAAGCAAGGCGCUCGCGAGUUUGAAACAGAAAUCGAGAUGCUAUCGAGACUACGUCACGUACAUUUGGUGUCCUUAAUAGGAUAUUGUGACAAACACGGUGAAAUGAUCAUAGUUUACGAGUAUAUGCCACGUGGCACUCUUCGAGAUCACUUGUUGUACAAGAAUCCCGAGAGAAGCGAGAACCAUACACCAUUGUCGUGGAAGCAACAACUUAUAAUUUGUCUUGGAUCAGCUCGCGGUUUGCACUAUCUUCACGCGGGUGCUAAACAAUUGAUUAUUUAUCGAGAUGUCAAGUCUACGAAUAUUCUUCUUGAUGAUAAGUGGACGGCCAAAGUCUCAGACUUUGGCUUUUCAAAGGUAGGACCCACUCCUGGUGAUAUGGGUCCUACCCAUGUUAGUACCGCUGUUAAAGGUAGUGUUGGAUAUUUAGAUCCAGAGUACUAUCGACGUCAACAAUUGACAGAGAAAUCAGAUGUAUACUCCUUCGGAGUUUUGUUGUUCGAGGUUUUAUGUGCUCGAUUUGCGAUGAACCCUAAUCUACCCAAGCAACAAGUGAACUUAGCAGUGUGGGCUCGUUAUAACUACAAAAAUAAAACCCUCCACACAAUUGUCGAUCCAAAUGUAACAGGGCAAAUUGCACCCGAAUGUCUAAGAAAAUUUGGAGAAGUGGCAGAAAUGUGUACAUGAGAA